Messenger RNA from Aricia agestis (brown argus), 2835 nucleotides. RefSeq lists its product as uncharacterized. The record is from RefSeq and is a predicted model, not a curated record. Lineage: Eukaryota; Metazoa; Arthropoda; Insecta; Lepidoptera; Lycaenidae. Bases 514 to 2511 code for a protein of 665 amino acids. The transcript is spliced from 3 exons.
UAACUACGAUGUACUUUUAGCCUAAAUAUGAACACUUUACUAGGACUCUAUCUUUAGAAAUUAAAGGCAUCCGUUGACGAAAAGCUGUGAACACCCAAAAAAGUUUUUUGGAUAUGAAACUUAAAUUAAAGAGCAAAACUACUGUACCAACGUAACUGUGGGUCGAUUUGGAAAUUAGACCCGUGAUCUUUAUAAGAUCAUGCAUUACCAUCGAGUGGCAACACAAAAGCAAAAAAUGCUGGUGACAACGUCGGAGGCUGUUGCAGAUCUGUUGACCCGAGCCCCCGGGCGCCGGGACUCGGAUGGAGCAAGCGGACAUUGUCGUUGACACGCUUCACUGGUGCGCCGCUCUGUUGCACAGAUCUUUCACCUUCGCAACAUUGACGCCUAUAAAACCUUGUCAAUGUAAAAAUAUGACGUUACUUUCAUCCGCAGCAAGGAAGCAAUUAUACGACAGCGGCGAGAAGUCGAUAGCACCACAGAGACGCGGUUUGGGUGUUCACCCAUUUGAUAAUGUACAAAUUCAGUUGUCUGUUGAUUCUCUGGAUGGUGUGUAUCGGCCAGUCCAGACGAGAGGAGCAUGGAUUCGUUCAGGAAUUAGACUUCGGUCCUAUUUUCAACUCCGGCAGUUCUGGCAUACCUUCGUUGGCAUCGAACCCGGUUAAAAGUGCGAUUCUUAACGUUGAUAAAAGCCAAUAUCCACGUUUGUUCGAUACGGUCGUCAGUAGCUCUAUCGAUUCAUUGCAAAGGCGAGUAGCACCCCGAGAUCACACUUUCGACGCCUCGAGCUUCGGUUUCAAUCCCAUCGCGAGUCAAGGUUUUCUGCCGUACGGGAAAUCGGCAAAAUUAGUCGCACAACCGGCCCCUAACCAUCAACCCGAUCAUCAUAACGCGCAGCUUUCCGCCCCCUUGCGAUACGAUAUAAGAACUUUACACGACCCCAAUUACAAGGUGUACAAACCCGAGGACAACGAGGAGGGAAAAGAAAUUCUCGCCGCUCUGAAGAACAACCCCACAGUCGCCGCUUACUUUCAACCGGCGGUGAAUGUCGAAGUCAACCAUCCUCUAAAGUAUCGCAAGGAGGAGCUCAUCGAAAAUCUUAACGAGGACGAGAACUACAACGCUAAACCUUAUAUUGCAGGACCGGCCCGUAUUCGUCGCUAUACGGGGGCGAGGAGCGAAAACAUAAGGAGAUCCGACGACGACGAGGAGGAGGAGGAUGAUCCGUAUGACUAUAAAGCCGAGUAUAUUUCUAGGCCCAAGGAGUUCGACGAGAGCCCCUACAGCAGCCCCUACAAGAAGAAGAAGAAGAACUCCGACGAUUCCUACGACUACCCGUACAGCUACGACUCCGGCUACGACCACAAAGCCUACGAGAGGAUAAAGGAGUUAUCCGAAAAGCAGGCGGCCGAAAUCAAACAAAACCCGGGAAAUUGUAAGGAGGUUCAGAAGGAUGGAAUGACUUGCAUGAGCUGCAAGGAUCCUAAGACGGGUGGCAACUACGAGUCCUGCUCGUAUGUAACGGAACCGAAAAACAACAAGUACGCCUACUCCAAGGAGAAUAAGUACGACAGCAACGACGAGCCUGAUGAACCGGAGCAGAACUCGCAGGGUAACAAGAAAGCUGAGAAAUAUCAAAACGCCAAGGAGGACGACACCGCGCCCCAGAAGUUCACCAGCUCGGAAGAGGAGAAGCCCAGUAGCGAAUAUAGAAAUGCGAGCCCCGAUGCCGACUCCGAUGGUAAAUAUAAGGCGUACUACGUCCACGCCUCGCGGCCGAAAACUAGCGAGGCUAUUCGCGAGGCCAGCGACGAAGGUAGCGCGGAAGAUACCAAAGCUAAAUCGUACGACUACAAAAAAGCGCUGCCAGAGUUUUACACCGACAAUGAACCUAAAAAGGACGUCGAGCACGUCCUAGCCGAAUUCAAGAAGAAGGACAGAUCUGCCUGCAAAAAAGUGCACAAGAACGGCAUGACGUGUUUUCAAUGCAUAGACAAAAAUGGCUUGAAAAAUGAGGAGUGCAUGUUCGUAUCCGAGUCCGCGCCGAAGCAGAGCCACCUGGCGUACCAGGAGGUCAAGGAGUUCACCUCCAAGCCGGCCACCCUCGACGGCGCGGACGGCGCCGAGAGCAAAAUAGUGACGACGAGCGCGCCGUCCGCGCAGAGGUCCGCGGCGUAUGUGGUGUCCAAUUCCAACUACGGAAAGAAAUUAAAGAGGAAGAAGGCCGUUCAGCCGACCCUCGCGGCGGCCGGCACGAGCCCCGUAGCCCAAGUUCAAAGCGCACCGAAAGUCAAAAGAAGCGAAGGAUCCGAGGCCGAGGCGAACGCCCAGAUAGCGGACGAAACGAACAUCGCUCCCCCCGAGGACUUCGCCGGGGCCGAAUCUCAGGGCGCGUUCUGGGCGGAAACUGUGCCCAGGUACAGCGCCGACCUGGGCGUCACGCUGCCGGAGUACAUGCUGGCGAGGUCGGAGCACGAGCAGUCGUUCGACGAAGCCGUCGCGGGGGCGUAGAUCGACCCCAGUGUUAGUCAACACGAAUCACAAAUAGAGCGUGGCGAUUGUUCAACUCUCGAAUAAACUCUUAAGUAGAUGUUCAUUGCGUAACCAUAAUUUCGUAGACGAAUGUUUGAAAAUCAAUUUGUAUCAAAAGAAACUAAUUUGUUAACAGUAACUCGGCUAAAUGUAGGUUUUCUCGUUUGUCCGAGCGUAUCAUUACAAGCUUUGCUUUGAGUUGAUUCCGAAAAUUACUAUUUUGUAAUUGUUGUUGAAGUCUGACUGGAGUCCGUCUUUAUUCUUGUUAACUAGUUCUAGUAUUGGAUUAAAGAGAUAUUUUUA